AUGGCGCAUCUCUUCAACCUCAGCGGACAGACGGCCCUGGUGACGGGUGCAGCCGGCGGCAUUGGGCAAGCCAUGGCUCUUGCGCUGACCGAAGCAGGCGCUGACAUUAUUCUUAUUGUGAGAAACACUGCCCAGCGCGAGACACACGACGCCAUCUUAAAACACGGCCGCCAGUGCUGGAUCUUUGCAUGCGACCUGGGCAUUGGCGAAGCCGUGUCCGAAGUCAUCAACAACAUCCUGCGAUCCCACAAAUUCGAGAUCCUUGUCAACGCCGCGGGCAUUCAGCGCCGUGCGGAUGCGGCGGAGUACACGCAGGAACUGUACAACGAGGUGAUGCAAGUCAAUGUGAACUCGCCCUUCGCCAUCUCCCGUGAGGUUGGUAAGAAGUGGAUCGCAGACGGAACUCCAGGCAGAAUCAUCAACGUCGCCAGUCUCGCCUCUUACCAAGGCGGCGUGAGGAUGGCUGGAUACUCGGUGAGCAAGGGCGGGGUCGCCAUGUUGACCAAGGCCCUGUCGAACGAAUGGGCUAAGCAUGGCAUUCGUGUGAACGGCAUUGCGCCAGGGUACAUUUCGACCAACAUGAACGUCGAUGUCCGGACGAACGCAGAUUCGGCUCUGUUCGAUUCGAUAUCGCAAAGGAUCCCAAGCGGCCGAUGGGGAGAUCCCAAGGACUUUCAAGCAGCCAUCAUCUUCCUCGCCUCGAAACCGGCGACUGCAUACCUGACAGGCGAGAUCAUUGCGAUCGACGGCGGUUGGCUGGCUCGAUAG
Messenger RNA from Zasmidium cellare ATCC 36951, 768 nucleotides. RefSeq lists its product as uncharacterized. The record is from RefSeq and is a predicted model, not a curated record. The transcript has 4 exons. Lineage: Eukaryota; Fungi; Ascomycota; Dothideomycetes; Mycosphaerellales; Mycosphaerellaceae. The coding region runs from base 1 to 768 and encodes 255 amino acids. Gene Ontology annotation, molecular function: oxidoreductase activity, acting on the CH-OH group of donors, NAD or NADP as acceptor.